UCGGUUAAAGGAAUAUUAGGUUACGUCAUAACAGCUCCAACUGCUGUUCAAAACGAAUUCGACGAAACUCUGAGUGUGGUCACACACCCACACUCGCACAUCAGGCAAUUGUGGAGCUCUACUUUUGGUCAAAGGCAAACAGAUAAGUCGCGAAAUAUGGCAUCACCAGAAGAAAUUCAACGGCAUGAUCCCUCCACCGAUUUUUCCUCCUCUGAUUCUUCUUAUCAUGACCCGUCACCGAAUCCAUCGUAUGGUGACACCGGUAAGAGGAAAACAUCGGAAAAGAGAUAUGCCACUUAUGAAUUAAAUUGGAAUUCCUCUUCCGCCGAGAAUAAUAGCACUGACGACGAAUUUGUUGACACUGAGGAUCACAAUUCGCAA
Molecule: messenger RNA, 381 nt
Organism: Acaulospora morrowiae
Lineage: Eukaryota; Fungi; Glomeromycota; Glomeromycetes; Diversisporales; Acaulosporaceae
Source: the annotation of a GenBank genome assembly